Lathyrus oleraceus (garden pea) is the source of this 707-nucleotide messenger RNA. RefSeq lists its product as uncharacterized. NCBI's taxonomy places the organism in Eukaryota, Viridiplantae, Streptophyta, Magnoliopsida, Fabales, Fabaceae. The transcript has a single exon. The record is from RefSeq and is a predicted model, not a curated record. The coding region runs from base 106 to 534 and encodes 142 amino acids.
CCUUAAUUAAAUAUACAAAUAUAUAUACAGAGACAGUCACUGAAUUCUCGUAAAAAAUAAUUUGUAGGUGAAUUAUAUUUGAAAUUAAUCAUUCUUGUGUAAAAAAUGGGAAACUCUUGCAUGGCAGCAUCGUCAAUGGAAUGGGAUGGAGAGGACUGGGAAUCUAUAAAGCAGCCAAAGCAAUGUUCAUCAUCAACAAGCAACAAGGUGUUUGACGAAGCUAUUUAUCUUGAUCAUCAUCAGAAUAAGGAGAAUGAUGUAUUAGGAAAGCUUAGAGAUUCUUGUGAUGCAAAUGGGAAAGUCACGUUGAAGAUUUCAAAGUGCGAGCUAGCUGAGUUAUUAGGAGCAAUACAACAGAAAAAUAAUAAUAAUAAUCAACAAACGCAGAAGCAGAUGAAGAAAAAGAAGAAGGAAUUAGGUUCUGCAGAACAAGUUUUGUUUCGGUUAAUAAAGGCUAGAGAUCACGAAAUUGCAAAAGAGCAUCAUUGGAGUAGUCACUGGAAACCAGUCCUAGACACGAUUCCAGAAUUUUAAUUAAUAAUUAGUAAAAUACUAAGAUUAGUUUAUUUGUGCAGUAUAAUUUUAUUAGGUAUCUAUAGCCAUGUAUGUACAUCUUGGUGACGUAUGUGAUCUCCUCUUUAAUUAUCUAAGUCAAGAUACACAGUGUUAAAUGACAAAACAGCAAGUGAAUGAAGUCUUCAAAAGCU